This is a messenger RNA of Penaeus monodon (black tiger shrimp), 1383 nucleotides long. RefSeq lists its product as uncharacterized. The record is from RefSeq and is a predicted model, not a curated record. Gene Ontology annotation, cellular component: extracellular region. NCBI's taxonomy places the organism in Eukaryota, Metazoa, Arthropoda, Malacostraca, Decapoda, Penaeidae. The transcript has 3 exons. Bases 110 to 463 code for a protein of 117 amino acids. Gene Ontology annotation, molecular function: hormone activity.
GAGGCUCCACGUCUCCCAGGCUAUAUAAAGUCCGGCAGGUCGAAGCAGUUCCCACUCUCCCUUCGUGUGCCUAACCCGCCGUUCUCAUACAUCACACACAACACAGGCUAUGCGUGGACCCGCGGUAGCAGCAGUAGCGGUGGUGGCGGCGGUGGCGGCCCUCUUGAGCGCACAGGUAGCGGGAGCGGCAGCGGCAAGGCGUGGCGGCAGCGGCGGCGGCGUGGGCGGUAACGCCGGCGACCUGCAGGUGACCGACGCGGCGAUGGCGGGGCUGCUGGGGUCGCAGGAGGUGCAGUACCCCUACAGACCCGACACGUUCAAGUCUCCCGUCGAGCUGCGUCAGUAUCUCAACGCCCUCGACGCCUACUACGCCAUCGCCGGCAGACCCAGGUUCGGCAAGCGGGGUAUGCGCGGAGCCUCCCAGUCGCGACAAAUGUACUCCUCUGACCUCUACGAUUACUGAGAUCGAUGACGUUACUUCGCUACACAUUCACUCCCCAUCGCCCUCCCCCACAUCUCCCCACGAGAUGAAUAUCUUCCCCACCCCUUUCUUUAGCUCUAUGGACCGCCCCUACCCACCCCACCUCUCUCCUUCCCUCUCUCGAUCCCCCAACAGCUGGGUAUCUAGUUAUAGCUAUAAGGAAUUCGUCGAGAGAGUGUUAAACAUGGGGAAACUUGUAGAUUUUUGACGCGCGUGGAAGGCGUAAAGAUACAUAUAUAUAUAUUUAUAGAGAUACAUACAUAUAUGUGUAUAUGUAUGCAUAGACGUACAUAUGUAGAUAUAUACAUACAUGUAUACACUACCUUACCUUCAUUCUGACUGUUUAAUGAUAUAUGUGAUGAAGAAAAGUGAAGAAAAGGUCUUGUACCCCCCACCUAUCCCUUCUCCCCCCCCCCCCAAAGUUCUACGUACGUGGAAAUUGAUAUCGAGAUUUCGUUCCACCUCAAGAGAGGGAUGAAAGCAAAGGAAAUGGAAGAAGAAGAUGAUGAAGAAGAAAGAGGAGAGGAGAAGAAGAAGAAGAAGAAGAAGAAGAAGAAGAAAUAAAGUACUAUGUCGUAACUCAUUCACGUAUUCAUUUUGUCUCAUCUGUCUCCUUCUUUGAAUAUCUCUCUGUCCACAUAUCUAUUUUUCUCUGUUAUCACUACUCAUCCAUCUUUAUCUUCUCUCUCUCUCUCUCUCUCUCUCUCUCUCUCUCUCUCUCUCUCUCUCUCUCUCUCUCUCUCCUCUCUCUCUCUCUUUCUCCCCUUUCUAGCACCGAGUCUUUAGCCCACACUGGUCUCGCUGUGUAUUUGUCAGCCCAGCUUUUGCAUGUACUACUCAUUCUAUAUAUAUAAAUAUAUUUGCUUAUAUAUACAGACAAUAAAUAAAACGAUCGAAUUCCC